This is a messenger RNA of Dacryopinax primogenitus, 1201 nucleotides long. RefSeq names its product cyclase family protein. Gene Ontology annotation, molecular function: arylformamidase activity. The coding region runs from base 1 to 648 and encodes 215 amino acids. The transcript has 2 exons. NCBI's taxonomy places the organism in Eukaryota, Fungi, Basidiomycota, Dacrymycetes, Dacrymycetales, Dacrymycetaceae. The record is from RefSeq and is a predicted model, not a curated record.
AUGAAGGACAUCGUCGACCUGUCACAUCCGAUGCAAAUGGGGAUGCAGAUCUACCCUGGGGACCCAAAAUUUAUCUGCUACCCAGCUGCAGAGCUCUCCCGUAACGGGUACAACGUCCAGCGUUUGCAGAUGGGCAGUCACACCGGCACGCACGUCGAUGUACCUUACCACUUCUUCGCCGAUGGGAAGAAGAUUGACGAGUUGCCGAUUGAGUUGUUCGUGGGGCGCGCUGCGGCGCUGGACAUGUCCUACAAGGGCGCAAAGGGGAAGAUCAACUGGGAGGAUAUGGCGAUCUUUGAGGAUCUCCUCAAGCCUGGCAAUAUUGUCCUCAUCCGCACCGGCUGGUCGCAGUACUGGGGGCAGAACGAAUACUUCGACCAUCCGUACUUGACCCGUGCUGCCGCAGUCGAGAUCCUCAAGCGCGGUGUCAAGGUCAUUGGCGUCGAUACACUGUCCCCAGACGCUACGCUCGAUGGAGCAGGCGACUUUGGGGUACAUGACGAGGUGCUUGGCUCAGGAGGUGUGAUUGUCGAGAACUUGAACAACCUCGCGGCCAUUCAAGAGGGCGAAUGGAUGGUCAGUCUUGUCCCUCUUCGAUUAGCUGGUUGCGACGGUUCUCCUGUCCGAGCAUUCGCCUGGAAACAAUAGGAGGUUCUACUCCGGGUCUUGUGCUCCCUCCGUGCCCACCGGCCUUUGUUCUGCCGUCACUCGAUUCAGUGCUAGCCAACUGCCUUGGUUGCGUUUCCAAUCCAUCUAUCGAUAAGCACCGGUCCGCAGCGGCCCCCUUAUCGUGCGACAUUGCUCAAUGACCUCUCCUGUGCACGUCGCUCCUCGCCGACACCCGUAACGGUCUCCCGGGAAUCGAACGUACAAACGGGAAGUUGUCGGUAGACCAAGUGCGUGGAUCAAUCGAGGGUCGCGCGUGGUGACCGCGGGGCGACAGGCCGGAGUCAUUGUACUGUUCGCCCCGGCCAGUCGUGUUAUGAUUGGAGCAUCGUGUACCGCCAACAUCAAAUCUCUCUUGGAUAACGACGCCAUGACUGAGCAUUUGUAUCCGACGUGGCAGUGUUUCUUUCUUCAGAGCAUAUGCUCCAGGCGGGGAAGUUAGGGAUAUGGCGGGGAACGUCGGAUCCGACAUCGGUUUGGGACGGAGCACUCUCCGUAACCUAACGACUCAUCAGUACUCUCCUUGCUGAAUGGC